CUUCAUAAGGUCCAUAUAAGAUACCAGAGAUAAUUUCAAUUCAUUUAUAACACAAUGAUUAACUACUGGUUAUGGUGGUGGGAGGUCGACAACGAAAGAGACAACCUUUCCCGGAAUAUUCUCACAGUUUCCGUUCCGAUAAUACUACUUCUAUGGCACAAACUGACGUCAUCCUACAACAGAAACACCACACUUCCCUUGCCACCAGGUCCCUCCGGCUUACCGGUGGUAGGCUACCUCCCCUUUCUCACCUCCAAUUUACACCAAAGAUUCACCGACAUGAGCCACCGUUAUGGCCCCAUAUUCAGCCUGUGGCUCGGAAGAAAGUUCCAUGUAGUGGUGAACUCCGUAGACCUCGCAAAAGUCGUGGCUCGUGAUCUUGACCAGACCUUUGCUAACCGGAGUCCUCCGGUCACCGCCCUAACCAUCACCUACGGUGCACUGGAUAUAGCAUGGUCCAACAACAACACUCACUGGCGUACUAUGCGUAAGCUUUUGGUGAGCCAAGUUUUGAGCAACGCAAAUCUUGAUUCAUGUCAGGUUUUUCGAACAGAAGAAGUGAGAAAGACAGUUAGAAAUGUUUACGCCAAGAUUGGGACGAAGGUUGAUGUUAAUGAAGUUGCUUUCGAUACAGAACUUGAAGUUGUGACAAGCAUGUUAUGGGGUCGGAGUAAGUCCGGUAAAGAGAAUGAUCCCGGUGGUGUCUUACAUGGAUUCCGAGAAGUUGAGUUCAAGAUAAUCGAGCUUCUUGGAGCACCAAAUGUAUCUGAUUUUAUCCCGAUGUUGUCAUGGUUCGAUCUACAGGGAAGGAAGAGAGAAAUGGAGAAGCUAAAGGUUCAUCUUGAUCGGAUUUUUGACACGAUUGUGGAAGCAAGAAUCAAAGCUAAAAUGGAGGGAGAACUUGAGGAAAUUGGAAGGAAAGAUUUUCUGCAAAUCUUGUUGGAGAUUAAAGAUCAAAAAGAUUCUCCAACCUCACUUAACAUGGAUCAAAUAAAGGGCCUUCUAUUUGAUAUCUUGACUGCAGCAACUGACACAACAUCGACCAUGGUGGAAUGGGUGAUGACUGAAAUUUUGCAUAAUCCAGGGGUAAAGACAAAGAUUCAAGAAGAGUUAACAGAGGUUUUCGGCAUGAACAUUGUCGAAGAACAUCUUCUUCCAAAACUAUCAUAUUUAGAUGCAGUCGUGAAGGAGACAAUGAGGGUACACCCACCGCUUCCUCUCCUAAUCCAAAGAAGCCCAGAUGAAACUUGCAAUGUGGGUGGGUACCUUAUUCCAAAAGGUAGUAUCGUCUAUAUUAAUGUUUGGGCGAUUCAUCAUGACCCUAAGAACUGGGUGAAUCCAUUUGAGUUUAAACCUGAGAGAUUCUUGAAGGGAAAAUGGGAUUACAAUGGAAACAAUUUGAAGUUUUUACCAUUUGGAUCAGGGAGAAGAAUAUGCCCGGGAAUUCCGUUGGGGGAGAAGAUGUUGAUGUAUAUUUUGGCAUCGUUAUUGCAUUCAUUUGAGUGGAAGUUGCCGGAAGACGAUGAAGAGUUUGAUCUUUCUGAUGAGUUUGGAUUUGUGACGAAGAAAAGGAAACCCCUUGUUGCUAUACCCUCUCAAAGGCUAUCGGAUGAAAGCCUCUACUUAUGAUAUAAUAUAUUUGUAAAUAAAUAAGAUAUUCUAAGUGGACUUAAUUAAGAUCUUAACUCUUAAAAA
Messenger RNA from Lactuca sativa (garden lettuce), 1695 nucleotides. Its product is annotated as cytochrome P450 monooxygenase 76AD131. The record is from RefSeq and is a predicted model, not a curated record. NCBI's taxonomy places the organism in Eukaryota, Viridiplantae, Streptophyta, Magnoliopsida, Asterales, Asteraceae. Gene Ontology annotation, molecular function: iron ion binding; heme binding; oxidoreductase activity, acting on paired donors, with incorporation or reduction of molecular oxygen.